Molecule: messenger RNA, 797 nt
Organism: Nicotiana attenuata
Lineage: Eukaryota; Viridiplantae; Streptophyta; Magnoliopsida; Solanales; Solanaceae
Product: protein SENESCENCE-ASSOCIATED GENE 21, mitochondrial-like
Exons: 2
Coding region: 89-361 (90 amino acids)
Biological process (GO): response to stress
Cellular component (GO): mitochondrion
Source: RefSeq, a predicted model, not a curated record
CUUUUGGCUUGUGUUUCUCUAAAACUCGAAAUAUUUCACCAAUUCCUUUAUUAGUAUUAACAAGUUUUGGAAUUUACUUUGAAUCAAAAUGGCUGGAAAUAUGACAGGAAUACUCUCCAAAACCCGGCUUUCCUUUUGUCUCAUUACCAGGAGAGGGUAUGGUGCAGCAGUAUCACAAGCAGAAACAGAGUCUACGAAAAGGACUUUAAAGAGUAAAGGAAAACAAGAGGAAGAGAAGGCAACUUCAGAGUCAUUAUCAUGGGUACCAGACCCUAUCACUGGAUAUUACAAGCCUUCGGGUCAGACUAAUGGGCCUUCGGGUCAGACUAGUGGGCCUACAGGCCCAAAACAAGAAGAGUAAACAAUGGAUGAUACAACAAUCCAAAAGAAAAUUGUGGUUGGCAAUGACUCUUUUGUCUAUAGUAUUGAUUAUGUGUUUAUUUCAAAUCCAAAUAUUUAUAUUAUGUAUGUUUAGUAUGUAAAGAUUGAAGGGGAGAUUUGGAGCAACGGUGAAGUUAUCUCCGUGUGAUCUAUAGGUCAAGAAUUAGAGCCGUAGAACCUGAUGCUUGCAUCAGGGUAGGCUGCCUACAUCACAUUCUUUUAAGUACGGCCCUUCUCCGAACUCUACGUGAACGCAGAAUACUUUGUGCACCGGACUGCCCUCCUUAGUAUGUAAAGAUUGAUGAUUGUCACUAGUCACUUUCAGAUGCUUUUAGUUUUGUUAUGUUUUUUUUUGGUAUUUUAAUUCUAAUUGAUGAAUCGGAUUUGAUUUUGAGAGAAUUGUUUUAAGUUUGUUA